ACAUAGCGUCCGCUUGUUUCACCGCAUGAAGGAUUGCGCAACGUUCCGCUCAUAACAGCAGAUUUAUGUUUAGUGCACUAAAAAAACAACUGAAAGCGUCACUUAUCCUUAGAAAGAAAUCAUGGUUUUCUCAUAUUUCUGUUUCCUUUUUGCACUUUCUUCUUCCUUUAACUGUGAAUUAUUUAUUUAUAUUAUUUAUGUAUUUAUUAAAUUAAUUAGUCUUUAUUUGUCUAAUUCUGCUUUUCAUAGUAUGGUUGGAAGCGUGCGUUUAUUAACACGAGACUUACAGGCAACAACAUUUAAGUCCGGCGAGGUUUCCCGCGGCUGCAGACGAGCUUACGGGGCUCAGCUUGAAUGAGCCGAGUGACCAUUGACCUCAGCUUGAAUAGUACCCAGUGUUCUGCCGUCACGUGGCCGUGUUGGUGGGCGAGGUGCGCGUUGAUCGGAGUGCACGUGACGCAUGUUUUGAUUAUUUUUUUUUUGCAGUAAAUGAACUCUGCAUUUUCUCAAUUCAUCAGCUGAGUUCAGAAAUAUUAUAUAUAAAUAUGAUAUAUAUAUUAUAGUAUAAUGUGUUACAGAGAAAGUCAGUGAAUGUAGAAUUGUAUUUCUCAUUUUGACUGUUUAAAGACACGUAUUGUUUAUAUGUCAUUUUUGUUUGUAAACAAAAGUAAGCAACGGAUAAAUACAAAUCAAUGAUAUCUCAUAAAUCAAAUCGCGGACGGUUUAUGUUUUUUAUGCUGCUGUCCGAAACCUCAAAAAGGUUUGAAUAGUCUGUGUUUUAUGGACACCAAGUACUGCAUCAUUCUUGCUGAUAUUAAGAAAACUGAUAUUUACGUCUUUACCUCUCAGCAAGAAAGCAACUGAGCGUAUUUCACAAAAUGUCCAAGCGUGUUUGCUGCUUUGCUGAUGCACCUUGUGUUUAAAAAAUCAUCAAAAAUGAUUUAAUCAGAUUGUCCUGCAGAGUGCCACCCCUCAUGCAUUUAGUAGAGUUUAUUUCCCUCUUCUCCUCGGCCUUAGUACUGUGAAGUAUUUCUCCUUCUAGUAAAAAGCAGUCAGUAUCUUUUCCAGGAAGUCAUAAGACAUGUAAGUAUUUUUCGAUGGUUUUCCACCCACAUCGGAGACAGUUAUAGAGGAUAUCUAUGCAGCCCUUUGUGUUUCCCUCAUUCCCUCCAAAGAAGGGACAUUUGUAAAUAGGUGCUUGACUUUAGGCUUAGUGCAACGUGUGUUAACACAGAUUUUAUAGAAAUUAAAUAGUUUGUAUUGUCUUAUGAAAUGAUGGUUUUUAAGAAACCAUUUGAUAUGUCGGCAAAAUGCAAUAAAUUAAAAUCAUUUUAAUAUGUCGUUCAUGUGUUGGUGUUGUUCAGAGUGCGUCUGCUUGCAUUCAUUGUUGAUCUUUCUCAGCGUUGUACAGACUAGUUCUUUCUGUGUGUUGCAAUCCGAGCGGUCUCUUUGCUUUGAAGACCUGGCCCGGGCCGCCGUGCACGCCUUCAGCGAUCCAAACCCACCGGUUGGCUGACGGCCGGCCCUCUGUGUCGCCCAUAUUUUUUUUUAAAAGACAGGAAAACGCCUUCAACUGAGCACUUCAUUCAAAGUUAGAGCGCAUGCUGAGAUAAACCUCCGGCUGCAGCAGAAGCCGCCGUCAUUUGUCCCGGAGAGCAGUCGCGAUGAAGAGCAGGUCGCCCAGCCUGCGGCUGAAGUUACCCGCCUUCGUGUUCGUCACGCAGGUGAUUGUCGCCGCCCUGUACGCCGCCUUCGUCACCUACGACGAGCACGCGGACGCCAGGUUUCAGACCAACGGGACCAACCCCGUGGACAAUGCGCUGUACAGCGACUACCCGGUUUUCGCCGACGUGCAGGUCAUGAUCUUCCUCGGCUUCGGGUGCCUCCUGGCUUUUUUCCGUCUCUACGGCUUCGGGGGGAUAGUGUUCAACUUCCUCACGGCCGUCUUCGCCAUCCAGUGGGCCGUCCUGGCGCAGGGCUACUUCCAGUUCAGCCGCGGGGGUAAGAUCCACCUCGGGGUGAUCAACCUGCUGAACGCGGAGUUCGCCUGUGCCGCCGUGCUGAUAUCGUGCGGCGCCGUGCUGGGCCGCACGAGCCCCCUGCAGCUGCUGGUCAUGGCUCUGCUGGAGGUGCCGGUGUUCGCGUGCACCGAGUGGGCCGUGCUCGAGUACCUGAAGAUCAACGACGCGGGGGGCUCCGUUCUCAUCCACCUGUUCGCCUGUUACUUUGGUCUGGGCGUGUCCUUCGUGCUGCACAGGCCCGGCUUGGACGAGGGCCACGCCAAGCAGAACUCCAGCUACCAGUCGGACAUCCUGUCGGUGAUAGGGACCCUGUUCCUCUGGGUGUUCUGGCCCUCCUUGAACUCGGCGCUGACCCUGAAGGGAGACGACCAGCACCGGGCCGUCCUGCACACCUUCCUGGGCCUCAGUGCCUCCACGCUCACGGCCUUCGCCCUCUCCGCCGCGCUGAACAAAAACGGCAAGCUCACCAUGGCUGACGUUCAGAACGUGACCCUGGCCGGGGGGGUGGCGGUCGGGGCGUCCGUGGACAUGAUGAUCUCGCCAGCGGCCGCGUACGCCCUGGGCGCGACGGGCUGCGCCACAUGCAUGCUGGGCUACAGGUACCUGACCCCCUUCCUGGCGCGCCGCUUCCGGAUUCAAGAUCAGUGCGGAAUACAUAACCUGCACGGCCUGACGGGACUCAUAUCCUGCGCCGCGGGGAUAUGCGCCAUACUGGUGGCCGACGAGGAGACGUACGGGCCCAGUUUGUACGAGACCUUCGCCCACAGAGCACCGCCGGAGGGCGACCCGAAGCUGCAGGAGCUCCGGGUGUUGAUCCCCGGGUUGAGGGCGGGGCUGGGGAGGACGGCCCGGGAGCAGGCUCUCUUCCAGGUGGCGGCCGUGUUCGCCACCAUCGGAGUGUCGGCGCUGGGAGGCGUCCUCACGGGCCUCGUCGUAAAGAUGCCUUUCCUCGACCCACCGCCCGAUAGGUUGUGCUUUGACGACGGGCUGUUUUUUGAGGUUCCGCUGGAUUAUGACUCACCACUUAAUCUGAAUAAUGACACAAUGCAGGAUUCUGCUGCCUGAUGUGCAGCAGACGAGUGAGGUCAAAUAUUACAAAUAUUAUCUACAUGAAAAAAAUGUGGUCAGAGCAAAAACAAUUGACUUAUAAGUCUUAUAGAAAAUAAUAUUGUUGUGGAGGAUAGGGAGACAUACAAAAUAAUAACUAAAUGUUUUUAAUAAAGUUUGUGUUCUGAAGUCUGGUCUGAUCUUAGCAUGAAAGGGAGGUGGGACGUUUUUGCUCAUCACUUGAUGGCGAUACAGAGCCGUGAAACUGCUCACGCGCGAUCUCACGAGGAAAGCCUGUGAGUAAUGGUGCCCAGAGUAUCGUCUGUCAGGAGGAACGUUGUGGUUUGAUGUUAAUCCCCACUUAACAUUUAGGAAGAAAGACAUGUGUUGUAACUAAGCGGUGAUAAUUAUUUCAAGGGAAAAUAAACCACCAAACAGGAACACUUGAAUAGCCGAGAACGGGGCUGGACCAGUGAUGGGAGGCGGGGUUAAAGAAAACGCUACUGCGCAUGCUCAAACUGGGCCCGUACUGCGGAAGAUCCGGGUAUUUUCAUCUGAAGUCAAACGUUUUUUGCUUCAUUCACGUUGUGUGCAGUUCAUUUAUAUUUCCAUGCGUUGACAACAUGAUUUAUGUUUCAUCAUCAUGCACUCAGAUGAUUAUAAUAUCAUAAUAGAAGUGAUCCCUUUUGCGAUUCAAAAUGUACAAAUACCAAA
Messenger RNA from Pungitius pungitius (ninespine stickleback), 3782 nucleotides. RefSeq names its product ammonium transporter Rh type B-like. The transcript has 2 exons. Gene Ontology annotation, biological process: ammonium transmembrane transport; ammonium homeostasis. Lineage: Eukaryota; Metazoa; Chordata; Actinopteri; Perciformes; Gasterosteidae. The coding region runs from base 1665 to 3086 and encodes 473 amino acids. Gene Ontology annotation, molecular function: ammonium channel activity. Gene Ontology annotation, cellular component: plasma membrane. The record is from RefSeq and is a predicted model, not a curated record.